AUGGACCCGGUUGCCACCCACAGCUGCCACCUCCUUCAGCAACUGCACGAGCAGCGUAUCCAAGGCCUGCUUUGUGACUGCAUGUUGGUGGUGAAGGGGGUCUGCUUUAAAGCACAUAAGAAUGUUCUGGCAGCGUUCAGUCAGUAUUUCAGGAGCCUCUUUCAGAAUUCUUCAGGCCAAAAAAGUGAUGUUUUUCACCUGGAUGUUAAAAACGUCAGCGGCAUCGGGCAGAUCCUGGACUUCAUGUACACGUCCCAUCUAGAUCUUAACCAGGACAACAUACGAGUAGUGCUGGACAUAGCCCAGUGCUUGCAGGUUCAAAACGUUCUGAAUCUGUGUCACACGUUUUUAAAAUCGGCCGCUGUGGAACAGCCCCCUGGCGUGUCCUGUAACAGUACGUUCUCCCUGCAGAGCGCUCUGGCUGCUGACGCCAACUGUGUCGUCAGCGAAAACUACCCUCCUCCUCUGCUGCAGGAGUGUCCCGCGGAGGUUCAGCAGAGUAAGGUGUUGGAUGAACCCCAUUCUCACGCUCCCCCGUCAGUUAAUCUUCAUCACCCUGCGGGCGAAGCGCCCAAACCGGCGCCCGGUCCGCUAGAGGCCAGCGGCCCAGAGCUGCCUCUCAGGCAGAGCUACUGCUACAAACUCCGCAACUUCUACAGUAAGCAGUACUAUAAACAGGCUGCCUGUCCCGGUCACGGGAGGGUGGGCGAGCCGCCCUUCCCGUCCAGCACCCCCACGGGCCUCGGUGCCGGGGAGCGCCAGCCUGGCGUGGCCGGCCGGCAGCCUGCGGGGCUCCUGCCUCCGCACUGCUCGGCCCCGCCCCUGAGUGAGCGGGACCCGGACCCGGGGUCUGACAGCACGCGCCAGCCCCCGGCCAAGCAGAUGAGGCUCAAAAAGGCCAUCCACCUGAAGAGGCUCAACUUCCUCAGGUCACGGACACCCGCGGAGCCGGCGUCUGAAGCCAGGCGGGAGGACGGUGUGACCGAGCGGGCAGACCCCGCCGGCGCAGAUGCGCGGGAGGAAGCCAGCGGCCCCAGUGCUGAGGGGCGAGGAGGCGGGGAGCUCAUCGGCUCUGAGCGCUCGAACUGCGUGAACGACACGGAGCGGCCCGAGGACCCCGCGGCACUGGAGGACCAGUCCCAGAUGCUCCAGCCACAGAGACAGUACGCGUGCGAACUGUGUGGGAAACCUUUUAAACACCCAAGCAACCUGGAGCUUCACAAACGGUCUCACACAGGUGAGAAACCUUUUGAAUGUAACAUUUGUGGGAAACAUUUCUCUCAGGCGGGUAACUUGCAGACUCACUUACGUCGGCACUCUGGUGAAAAACCAUACAUCUGCGAAAUCUGCGGAAAGAGGUUCGCAGCCUCUGGUGACGUCCAGCGCCACAUUAUUAUUCACUCGGGAGAGAAGCCACACUUGUGUGACAUCUGUGGGAGAGGCUUCAGUAACUUCAGCAACCUGAAGGAGCACAGAAAGACGCACACGGCCGACAAAGUGUUCACCUGUGACGACUGCGGCAAGUCCUUUAACAUGCGGAGGAAGCUGGUGAAGCACCGGGUCCGGCACACGGGUGAGCGGCCGUACGGCUGCCCCGCCUGCGGAGAGCAGACAGACAGCGUGGACUGUCGGCUCUAG
This is a messenger RNA of Puma concolor (puma), 1638 nucleotides long. The record is from RefSeq and is a predicted model, not a curated record. NCBI's taxonomy places the organism in Eukaryota, Metazoa, Chordata, Mammalia, Carnivora, Felidae.